GUGAUACCUUUAUGAUGUGGACAUGUUGGUCAGACGAUUUAUCAUAUAUUUUAAGACGUAUCAUAAUUACAACAAAUAUGGAAGUGAAGGUAUUUAUUGGAGAUAAAGAAAUUUCUUUUGCUAUUAAAAUAAUUCAUUAUAUAUCAGAAAUUGAACAAAUUUUAAAGAAAUUACAAACUAUAUUUCCUUGUGAAGGGGUUAAUGAUGAAAAUAGAGUUGCAAAAUGUCGAGGUUUUGUAAUUAAAAGUGAGUACAGAGUAGGACAGAUAUUGAGAUGUUUAACAUGUACAAAAAGUAAUUUAACACCAAUUCAAAAAUUAAGAAAAAAAAAUGAAAUCCUGAAAGGGUUAGAUUUAUAUUGUAAACGUCGAGAAAAGAGGCUUCGAGAGAAAAUUAAAAAAUUAUACCUGAAAGACAUAAAUUAAUUCAAAUCAAAUCAAAAGGAUAUUUAAUGAAUCCUUCUGUGGCUUUAUUUCAUCUGCUUUCAACUGCAGAAAAAGGAGUAAUAGAGGCAACACAAUAUGGAGAAAUUAAUGCUGAUAUGUUAUUUGAAAUAAUGGAAUUGAUCAACGAAGAAAAGAAUCCUGUAACUUUCCUUGGCUGUGAAAAACAUAAUUAUGAAUUUACUAAAAACAUUCGUUUUUAUUUAAUAACACGAAUGUUUUUCUUAACCAAGCAGGCAAAUAGAAAUGAUAACGUUGAAAGAGAAAAAACAAAAGAGAAAAGAAAAAGUUUAAAAUUAGUUAAAACAAAUGUUCAAAAUGAUCCAAAUAUGUAUUUUCAAAUUGAGGAAACAAAUGCGGUUGAAACUGUAAUACAAAUGAAAAAAAAAAGAAAACGUAAAAGUGGA
Molecule: messenger RNA, 850 nt
Organism: Cyphomyrmex costatus
Lineage: Eukaryota; Metazoa; Arthropoda; Insecta; Hymenoptera; Formicidae
Exons: 4
Coding region: 12-425 (137 amino acids)
Source: RefSeq, a predicted model, not a curated record